CAGCUGCCCGCCCGCCAUGCUCGGCAUCAUCCAGCGUGCGUCUGCCAACUUCAAGAACACGGCCACGCCCGCCGGCUGGUCCCCACAAGACGACGUUCCCUCCGGCUUCUCGGCGCACCAAUCUCGCCUCGCCGUCCCGCUCAGCACCCUCGGCUCGUUCGCCUUCCGCUCCACCGGCAGCUACAGCCGCGGUACCCUCGUCUUUGAGCGCGCCGCCGAUGGCCACUCGGCGGCCGGCGCCGGGUUCGGCGGCCCGCCCGGCUACGACGCCGCGCACGCCGACGACAAGCCGCGCAAGGAGGGCAUGGUCGACGUCGCCGUCGAGGUGCGCACCAACAGCGACGGCCUGCGCGGCGAUUGCCGGCUCGAGACGAUCGAGGGCCACGAGCGUGCCGGCUUGUCGCUCACGACCCCUUCAUCGACGUCCGUCACCCGCAUCGGCGCAAGCCUGUCGUACCACAUCACCGUCACCCUCCCGUCCACGUUCACCUCGCUCGACACCCUCUCGGUCGAGACGACCGGGUUCCGCGUCAUCCUCGCGCCCUCCCUCUCGUCGGUGGACAUCACGUCGCUCGUCAUCUCGACCACCGACGCGCCCAUCAUCCUGUCGUCCACCCGCUGCGGCACCGCCUCGCUCAAGAACCAGAACCUCCUCGACCCGAACAAGCACGCGCUCAAGAACUUUGACGACCUCGUCCAGGGCUCGCUGUCGGCCCAAGGCCGCAUCGACAUCCAGUGCGAGAACGGGCCCGUCAGCGGAGCGUACACGACGCCGGGCGCGCUCGUCGUCGCGACCACCAACUUUAGCGUCAAGGGCGAGUUCAAGGGCGCGACGGUGCGCAUCUCGACCCAGAACGCCGAGGUGUCGGGCCGGUUCGACGCGCGGCGCGACAUCGUCGUCGUGACGCAGCACGGCAAGGUCGAGGGCGUGUUCAGGGCGCCGGCCGGGUGCGAGGUCAAGGGCCAGUACGUCGGCGUCAAGGGCGAGUUUGACGUCGGGUCGCACCUGCGUCUCCUCACCUCGGUCUUCCGCAUCGACGCGACGAUCCGCCUCCUGUCGCCCGCCUCGUCGACCACCUCGCCCGCCGGCGCCGCACCCGUCACGCGCACGCUCUCGAACGCGACCUCGUCGACGGCCGCCGACCUCCCGCCGACGUUCGAGGACGCCCUCGCGUCGUCGAGCGCGUCGGGCGCCGCCCUCGGCGUCGUCACGGUCCAGGCCGAGACGACCGACGCCGGCGUCGAGCUCGUGUUCCCCGAGGCCGUGCCGAGCGACUGUGCGCUGCGGGCGACGGCGAGGAGCAGCGGCGGGAGCAGGGUCGCCGUCACGCACGCGAGGGGGUGGGAGGGCAGGUUCUCGGCGUCGACCACGAUCACCCACACGGCCUCGCUCUCGUCCCUCGCCAACGCCUCGUCGCCCAUCCACUACGACACGCAGAAGCGGUCCGAGGUCGCCGGCUUUGUCGGCUCGGGCGCAGGUGCCGGGGCCGGCGACGGCAGGAACCGGACGCACGUCGAGAGCGACGGGCCCGUCGAGAUCGUCUUGCUGUAGCGAGCGAGGGCCGGAAAAGGAGCGACGCCGCCGCGAGCGGCUUGUACUACUAUGCAGCUCUCUUUCUCGUC
Molecule: messenger RNA, 1623 nt
Organism: Rhodotorula graminis WP1
Lineage: Eukaryota; Fungi; Basidiomycota; Microbotryomycetes; Sporidiobolales; Sporidiobolaceae
Exons: 4
Coding region: 17-1552 (511 amino acids)
Source: RefSeq, a predicted model, not a curated record